Messenger RNA from Rhodamnia argentea, 1960 nucleotides. Its product is annotated as SNF1-related protein kinase catalytic subunit alpha KIN10-like. NCBI's taxonomy places the organism in Eukaryota, Viridiplantae, Streptophyta, Magnoliopsida, Myrtales, Myrtaceae. The transcript has 11 exons. Gene Ontology annotation, cellular component: cytoplasm. Gene Ontology annotation, biological process: intracellular signal transduction; protein phosphorylation. The record is from RefSeq and is a predicted model, not a curated record. The coding region runs from base 98 to 1738 and encodes 546 amino acids. Gene Ontology annotation, molecular function: protein serine/threonine kinase activity; ATP binding.
UCGUAAGAUCUCCACUUGACUUGAAAACAAAUUAAACAGGAAAAUUUUAUGCAUCCAAACUCCCUUUGGUGGAAGAGUUGUUGAUUGAUCGCCAAAUAUGUCGGAAUUGCAUGAAAAGACAAUGGAAGGACCCUCUCGGCUAACAAGGUCUAGCGAGGACCCAUCCCUUAAGAAUUAUAAGCUAAUAAGAAAUAUUGGCCAUGGCGCAUUUGGCAAAGUGAAAGCCGCAAAGCAUAGACUAACUGGUAUCAAAGUGGCCAUUAAGAUUCUUAAACGUCAAAAAAUGAGGGAAAAGCGCAUGGAGGACAAAGUGAGUCGGGAGAUAAAGAUAGGCAAACUUCUGGAACAUCCUCACAUUAUCAGGCUAUAUGAGAUCAUAGAGACCUUGACUGAUGUAUAUGUUGUCAUGGAGUACGCAGAACGUGGGGAGUUGUUUGAUUAUAUUGUCGAGAAUAGAAGGAUCAGAGAGGAUGAAGCACGGAAAUUUUUUCAGCAGGUAGCAAUACCAGUCAGUUGUUGCAUCUAUCUAUACAUGCAUCAUCGUUUCAACCUUUUUAUUCCCAAUAGGUCAUUAAUAUAUCUGUUGGGUUCGUUCUGGAAACAGAUCAUUUCAGGUUUGGAGUACUGCCACAAAUAUAGGGUGGUUCAUCGAGACCUUAAGCCUGAGAAUCUGCUAUUGGAUUGUAAUGGCAAUGUGAAAAUUGCUGAUUUUGGCUUGAGUACUAUUAUGCAUGAUGGCUAUUUCCUGAAAACAAGUUGUGGUAGUCCAAAUUAUGCUGCUCCAGAGGUUAUCUCUGGUAAACUUUAUGCAGGGCCAGAGGUUGACGUCUGGAGUUGUGGUAUCAUCUUAUAUGUACUUCUUUGUGGCUCUCUUCCUUUUGAUGAUGAAAGCUUACCUAACCUCUAUAAUAAAGUAAAGAGUGGAGUCUAUACUCUUCCAAGUCAUUUAACAACUGGAGCAAGGGAUUUGAUUGAGAGGAUGAUUGUUGUUGACCCUUUAAAGCGGAUAACUAUUCCUGAAAUUCGUCAACAUCCUUGGUUCUUAGCAAAUCUUCCUUAUUAUCUGGCUGCUGCUUUGCCAGAUAUAACACAUCACAUGAAGAAGGUUGAUGAAGAAAUACUUGAGCGUACGGUUACAUUGGGAUUUGACAGGAACCAUUUGGUUCAAUCUCUUCAAAACAGGAUACAAGAUGAUGCUACAGUAUCAUAUUACAUGCUGUUAGACAACUAUUUCUCUGGUAAUAGUGUUUACAGUCCAGAGCUCAAUAAUAGUGCGGGACUUAUUUCAUCUGCUCUUCACAGUGAUGAAUUUUCAGUAUCUGUUGCCCAGCAGCUUAUAGAACAUCAGACUACUCAGUCACCGAGUGUGGGAAGAUGGGGUCUCGGAUUUCAGUUUGGACUGCAGCCUCAUCAUAUUAUGGUAGAAGUUCUGAAUGCACUACGCCAGCUAAAUGUCUGCUGGAAAAAGAUUGGACACUACCACAUCAAGUGCAUGUGGUCUCGAGGUGGUCAAAUUCAAGGCCUUACUAAAAAUUGUCAGUGUAACGGCCUCCAUUUAGGCAAUGAACCUGCAACCAUCCAGACCAAUCAUGUGUCUCAGAACACUGUCAAGUUUGAAUUGCAGCUGUAUAAAACUUGUGAAGAGAAUUACCUAUUGGACCUCCAGAGAGUUACAGGUCCCCAAGUACUCUUUAUUGAUCUUUGUGCCAGUUUCCUUGCCCGGCUGCAGUUAUUCUAGAGUGGCAAUAAUUAUUAGAAGAGAGAAUCUUGUCUACUCAUAAUGACCGAGUUGUGCCAGAAAUCUAGAGAUGUGCUGGCAAGUGGAAGUACCAAUCGGGAGACAGACCACGCCAAACUUUAAGAUCAUGCCUUUUCUGCUUUUAUGUACCGUGUAAAAUGUUCUGACAUUUUGUCUAUUGUAAGAUGAUCUUAUUGCUGAUGAAAAAGAGAAUAUUAGACA